Trachymyrmex septentrionalis is the source of this 592-nucleotide messenger RNA. RefSeq names its product calcium and integrin-binding family member 3-like. The transcript has 4 exons. Bases 1 to 591 code for a protein of 196 amino acids. Gene Ontology annotation, molecular function: calcium ion binding. The record is from RefSeq and is a predicted model, not a curated record. Lineage: Eukaryota; Metazoa; Arthropoda; Insecta; Hymenoptera; Formicidae.
AUGGGAAAUAAAGUGGCAACGUUUACUGAAGAACAACUCGAAGAUUAUCAAGAUUGUACCUUUUUCACGCGCAAAGAAAUCUUAAGAAUAUUUAAGAGAUUUCGAGAAAUAGGAGAUCCUGGAAUGAUACCGCGUAUCAUGACACCGCAAGAGGCAUCGUCUCUUCGUUUGCCCCUGUCGUAUUUGGCUCGUAUACCCGAACUGAAGGAAAAUCCGUUUAGAGAACGGAUCUCGGAAGUUUUUACGCAACGCCAGGAUUCAGGACAAUCUACAUCCGAAGGAAUCUGUUUCGAGGAAUUUCUCGAGAUGCUGUCUGUGUUCUCUGAACAAGCACCGCGGGAUUUGAAAGUCUUUUACGCCUUCAAAAUUUACGAUUUCGACGAGGACGGGGUGUUGGGUCUGGACGAUUUGGAACGCACCUGUCGGCAACUUACUCGAGAUGGGCUAAGUGCCGAAGAGGUGACUACCGUGUGUCGAAAAAUUCUGGAGGAGAGCGACAUAGACGGCGACGGGGCUCUGUCUUAUCUCGAAUUCGAGCACGUUGUAACCAGAUCCUCCGAUUUCAUGGCGACUUUCCAUAUAAGAAUAUGAA